GUCGACAACUCUUCGCUGACCGGAGAAUCCGAGCCGCUCCUCCGCGCCCCAGAAUGCACCCACGACAACCCGCUGGAGACGAAGAACAUGAUGAUGUUCUCCACGAACGUGCUGGAGGGUACCGGCCGCGGCAUCGUCAUCAGAACGGGCGACAACACCAUCAUCGGCACCGUGGCGUUCAUCGUCGCCUCGACCUGCUUCAUCGUGUCGAUGAUCAGCGGUUCGGAACUGCUAUCCGCGCUCGUGUUCAUGAUGGGCAUUUUUGUCGCCAACGUCCCGGAGGGUAUCACGGCCACCGUCACGGCCUCGCUGACGCUGACCGCCAAGAAGAUGCGCAAAAAGCACUGUCUCGUCAAGAAGCUCGAAGCCGUCGAGACGCUGGGCAGUACGUCGACAAUCUGCUCUGAUAAAACUGGGACACUGACGCAAAAUCGGAUGACCGUUGCGCAUUUCUGGGCUCGCGGCGAGAUCUUCGAGGCGGUGAUGUGCGGUGAGGAUGGAAAACCGACGGGCCGCGGACUUCCGGUCACCGGCGCCUACGGGGAUUUGAUGCGCUGCGCCACGCUGUGCUCACGCUCGGACUUCAAGGAAGACGACACGGAUGUGCCGGUGCAAAGGCGCGAAACGGUCGGUGACGCCUCGGAGGCGGCCAUCCUCAGUAUUGCGAGCUCUGAGGGCUACCUGAAGGUGAUGGAGCAGCCGUUCAACUCGAUCAACAAGUACCAGCUCUCCAUCCACACCGGCGGCCCCAACAACUCGCACAUCCUCGUGCUCAAGGGUGCCCCCGAGCGCGUGCUCGCCAUGUCCACCACGAUGAGCACCGAGGAGGGCCCGAAGCCGAUUGAUGACAACAUCCGCAAGCAGUUCCAGAAGGCCUACGACGACCUAGGCGGCAUGGGCGAGCACCAGUUCCCGCCCGGCUUCGCGUUCGACCUAGAGAACCCGAACUAUCCCACGGCUGGCCUCAACUUCCUCGGCCUCAUCUCGAUGAUCGACCCGCCGCGCCCGGGUGUCCGCAUGGCCGUCCAUCUUUGCCAAAGCGCUGGAAUCAAGGUCGUCAUGGUCACCGGCGAUCACCCGAUCACCGCCCAGGCCAUCGCCAAGCAGGUGCACAUCAUCGACAACGGCAUCGACGUCACCCUGCUGAUCGACGAUACGGAUGCGCCAGCUGGAGAAGAGCUCUACGGCACUGGCCGCCUGAAGAAGACCGAGGCCAUCGUCGUGCACGGCGAACAACUGAAGAAGUUGUCCGAGACGACGCUCGACUCGAUUGUUGCCAACUACCACCAGGUCGUCUUUGCCCGCACGUCCCCAACGCAGAAGCUGCAAAUCGUCGAGGCCUACCAGCGGAAUGGCCAAAUCGUCGCCGUGACUGGAGAUGGUGUCAACGAUGCGCCGGCUUUGCGCAAGGCUGAUAUUGGAAUCGCUAUGGGCAUCGCCGGCACUGACGUCUCCAAGCAGGCCGCCGACAUGAUCCUCCUCAACGACAACUUUGCCUCGAUCGUCACCGGCGUCGAGGAGGGGCGCAUCAUCUUUGACAACCUGAAGAAGUCGAUCGCCUACGUGUUGACGUCCAACAUUGGCGAAGUGACACCGUUCAUCUCGUACGUCGUCUUUGGCCUCCCGCUGCCAAUGUCGCUCAUGUCCAUCCUGCUCAUCGACAUGGGCACGGAUUUGUGGCCGGCCAUCUCCCUGGCCUACGAGCUGCCCGAGAACGACAUCAUGGAGCGCCCGCCGCGUGACGCCAAGAUUGACAAGCUCGUCAAUGCCCGCCUGAUCCUCUUCUCCUACAUGCACAUUGGCGUCAUGCAAGCGACUGCCGGCUUUUGCACCUACUUUUUCAUCAUGAUGCAAAACGGGUUCAUGCCGUGGGACCUGUGGGGCCUGCGCGAACAGUGGGACAACAAGGACCUCGACACGGUGGCCGACUCGUUUGGCCAGGAAUGGUGCUACGAGUCGCGCCGCCAGCUGCUCCGCUCGUGCCACUCGGGCUUCUUCCUGUCGAUGGUGAUGGUGCAGUGGGGCGACCUGUUCAUCUCCAAGACUCGCAAGAACUCGAUGGUCACCCAGGGAAUGAACAACAUGGUGAUGAACACGGGCAUGAUAUCUACGGUCGUCCUCUCGUGCAUCUUCCUCUACACCCCCGGCCUCUACAACAUUCUCGCCCAGACGCCGCUCCGCAUGACGACGACGAUGGUCGGCCUCCCGUUCGCCGUACUCAUCUACAUGUACGACGAGGUGCGCAAGUGCAUCAUCCGCCGCCACCCGGGCGGUAUCGUCUACCGGCUGACCAACUAC
Messenger RNA from Mesorhabditis spiculigera, 2298 nucleotides. The record is from the annotation of a GenBank genome assembly. NCBI's taxonomy places the organism in Eukaryota, Metazoa, Nematoda, Chromadorea, Rhabditida, Rhabditidae.